CUCGGGCGAGUUCGCCGCCUUUAUGAAGGGAAGUGAGCCUCCGCGAUGAGAAGAGCGGAAAAUGAGUAAAACCGGAAGGCGAGGAGGCACAGACAGGAGAAGGAAGGACGUGAAGCAGGAGCGAGUCGCGCCGUAAUACACCGCGGCGAAGAUGAGAUCGGAAACUGCGUUGUAUCUGCUCUCGAUGCUGAUCCUGUCGCUCAAUGAUCCCUCGUGGGCUUCUGCUGAAAUCAGAGGAUGCAAUCGUACUAUCAGAAAUUCGGUCGGCUGGAUUCGAUGGACGGGACGAAUGGGUCGAUGCAUCGUGCGAAUCAGAGCACCGCUCAAGGAUCCCCAGGUGAUCGAAGUGAAAGUCAGAAGGCUGCAGGUGGGCUUCCUGAAGGAGGCCCGUUGCGAGGGUGCGUAUUUUCAGUUUUCAGAUAGCGCCGACGAUCCGGAGGACGAAACAACAGGUCGAUAUUGCGGCCACGUGACCGGAAAUACUACGAGGCUAUUUCUGCGACGCGGUCCCGACCUAACGAUCAUCUUGUCGUCGGACGAGCAGUUCGCGUCGGCGAACCCGGUCAUCUUUUCCGCACAAUUCUCCAUCCUGCCGAUCCGCCUGGCGGUCGAGCGUCAUCGCGGCUACUCCGCGUCCGCGUCGCCGACGUGUCCCGUGGAGUGCACCGUACGCAACGAGCACAGGACCUGCCGACUGACCUCGCCGGGUUAUCCCAGCGUCUAUCCACGUGGGAUUAGAUGCAGGAUAGCCUUGGAGUCGAACGCCGGUCGCUUCAGGAUAGGCGGUCAGCCGGAGGAUCUAUUCGACCUGAUGAACUACACCGAUCAGGAGAGCUGCCAGAUGGAGAAUUGCGAGGACUCCUUCGACUCCUUCGGGGAAAAGGGCGGCUCGCCGGCCGCGAGGGGUGAGAAUCGCGUCGAGGCGGAUGAAUCUAUUGUCGGGGACGAUUGGUCGAGAAACGAGCACGGUGAUGGCUGGAUUCCUGCGAUGAGGCACACCGCGGAAACGGACGGACAAUUAACGAGACUCAGGCAUUACGAGAAAAAGGCGAUACGGUGGCACGAGGGGAAGCAACAGCGUCACAAAGAGCUGCCGCCUAAGUCCGACACGAGUGAGCCGAAGCUUCGCAUAAAAUCAAUGCGUUCGAAGAUAACGAGAAAGAACCAUCGAGGGGUCGUCCCGUCGAAUCGUUACUUCAAUGGUGAUUCUGAAAGGCCGAGCGAAACGAUCGGCAGCGUGACGGCACCGGAACCCAAAUACCUCAGGGAGAAUCGAUCGUCGAGAAACGCGUGCGGCGACGGCGACUAUCUCGCGCUUCUGGAAAACGUGGAGGGACGGGUCCUGGAGAUCUCGAGAUUCUGCGGCAGCGGCCGGGUGCCGCGCAUCUACUCGCGCGGGAGAAACGUCAUUCUGGAGUUCGUCGCGCGCGAGAACGGCACCGUGACCCACGACGGCUUCCAGGUGACCCUGCACGAAGAGCGCGUAUCGCGGGAGGUGAGACGCACGAGAUGCGAAUUCGCGUACAGGAGCACCGGCCGGCCGCAAAACGGCAGGGAGAGCAUCAGAUCCCCGCGGAGCUGGUAUCCCCCUGAUACCGUGUGCACUUACAAGUUUCUCGGCAGAGCCAUGGAGAAGGUCUCGAUUCACAUAAAGAUCCUCAGAAACGAGCCCGAGCACGAGAAACCGGAGACGGGGAGGCGAAACUUUACUCUAAACUCUUGUCCGGGCAACGAAAUUACUGUUUACAAUGGAGCGCAGGUAAACGACAGCUUCCUGAUGUGGUCCUACUGUGAUGCAUCUCACUGGGACAUCAACAACAUCCAAGUACCUUUGACGUCUAGCGGAAACGAAUUAUUGAUCCAGUACUACAGCGCCAAAGGGUCCCACGAUGGGCAGGGAUUCACUUACGUUAUAUCCUACCGAUUCAUCAGAAAGGAGCGCAACUCUACCGUCGCGAAACGUAAAUACAAAUCGAUCUCGCUGAGGCCGAUCAAUCUUUCGGCUCUCAAUCUCAACGACACCGACAUCUACGACUGCGACAGUAGGAUCAGCACGUUCAAGAACUGGUUCGCGGUGCUCGCGGUCUUCGGUAUCGUAUCCUUCGUCGGUGCCGUCGCCACGAUAGUCGCCCUGACAGUCAAAUGCUUGCGGAUCGGAUCCACCGAGAAGAAGCUCUUGCAAAACGCGAAGCAGUGAGGUUGCGAAACCCGCGCGAGGGUUUCACGUUUCCCCUCAUUCAUCGAGCAACAAAACUGAAAACGAUCCAAGUUAUCGGGAUUCUGCUCGUAGAGCAGAGAGAGAGAGAGAGAGAGAGAGAGAGAGAGAGAGAGAGAAAGCUUGCAGCUCUCGCACACGGAAAUCAUCGAAGAAAAAAGGAGGGAAACUAGAGCUGAUCGAGGGUUCGGAGCGCUGGAGACUCGCGGGAUGUCGGUCACACUUUUCUACGAGUCAUAUUUACACGACGACGCGUGUAAAUAAUAUCUGCGAGGAAAAGAAGAUGUAUGGAGAAGAGUUUUGACAUCGUAUUUUCGAUAUUUCGCGGUGCGGAAAGAUUGCCCCGCUUCCUCACACGCGGAGAACGAUGUACAACUAUUGUAUACCAACUUGGAUUUUUAUACGUAAUACACGUAACAGUAGCAAACCGCAAUAAAAUACAUGUAAGCAGAAAAUAAAUUGGCGGAAUCAUUGCGAUCCUUAACAUGCGUGAUUUCGAUCAAACCUUCGAUUAA
Molecule: messenger RNA, 2730 nt
Organism: Solenopsis invicta (red fire ant)
Lineage: Eukaryota; Metazoa; Arthropoda; Insecta; Hymenoptera; Formicidae
Exons: 7
Coding region: 152-2197 (681 amino acids)
Cellular component (GO): plasma membrane
Source: RefSeq, a predicted model, not a curated record